CGGUCAUGUGAUCAACUGUGUCCAAUCACAGCUGAUCACAUCACUGAUGAUCAGUGUGCCCUGAUGAUCAGUGUAGCCCCAGCAGUGCCGCCUGUCAGUGUCCAUCAGUGCCAGCUGCCAGUGGCCAUCAGUGCCACAUCAAUGCCACAUAUCAGUGCCAACCAGUACACAUCAAUGCCACAUAUCAGUGCCCAUCAGUGCCGCCUAUCAGUGCCAGUCAUUGCCGCCUAUCAGUGCCAGUCAGUGCCACCUAACAGUGCCAGUCAGUGCUGCCUAACAGUGCUGCCUAUCAGUGCCACCUAUCAGUGCCAUAUAUCAGUGCUGCCUUUCAGUGCCCAUCAG
Molecule: messenger RNA, 342 nt
Organism: Staurois parvus
Lineage: Eukaryota; Metazoa; Chordata; Amphibia; Anura; Ranidae
Source: the annotation of a GenBank genome assembly